AUGCAUCACCAACGGACGUUCAUUCCCGAUUGCAGAAUGACCUCUGCCAAUAUUACACAGCCAGGAAAAUUAGCACAAGAUAUUGAAGAAUGGUGCCGUAGAGAAUUACGUUUCAAUGAUAAAGAUAUCCCACAACUUUUUAAUAUUCGGGAAGUCUGUAGAGGAAAUAUGAUUCCGAUAUGGAAAUUCCUGAUUCGCUUUGUUUAUCAUCCUGCAAAGGUUGAAAUUGUAAAAAAGAAUUUGAAACUGAGUGGAGUGAAGGUUCAGCAAGCGCUUGAAGAAGAACGAAAAAAGAAGGAACAAUUAAUACGAGAAAUUGAAAAUGUAAAGUCCAGAAUUAAUGAAAUUAAAUCCAACAAACUGCCAAGCAUGGAAGAUGAAAUUGAGACUCUCCGAAGAAAAAUCAAAGAAUUGCAAAACUCUCUCGAUAAAAAGAGAAAAGAACGACAGAAAGAAUCUCAAGAGAAUUAUUUAAUGAAAGCCUUCGAUGAACAAUGUAAACAUAACAUUUCAAUUAUUAAUGAAUAUAACUCAAGGUUGAACGAGAAUUGUACAAAUAUGAGAAAUGUGAAAAGUGUAAAUAUGACUCAACUUCGAAAAGUAAUGGAAGAACGAUUGAACAAGUCAUUUAAUUUAUUCAAGAAAAAUCCUACUAUGGGCCUUCAAGAAAUUGAUCUGUCUAACCUCCAACUAGAUGUUGAAUAUCUUCACAAUAUUCCUCAAUUUUUAGAUUUCAUGUCUGACAUUAACAAGGAAAAUAUUAUCAAUGUACACCACUUGGCUGAAAAAGUCAUCAUGAUGAAUCAAAGGACUGGAAAAGAAAGAUUAAUGGAGGUUGAAAGAUUACUGGAAAUGGAACGAAGAAAGCACAUUACUAGAUUUACUGAAACAGAGUCAUUAUCCAAAUCUACUGAAGAGAUACGAAGGUCAUACGAAAAGCAAAACGAAAGUCUUUCAGAAAUGACAAGAAGUAUUGUUGGGGACAAGUCUGUAUACAUUGAUGAAUUACGGAGAAAGGAAAUUGAACUUUGUCAAUUCAGGGUUGUUCGAAUCAUUUUAGAGGAAUACAUUGCUUCUCUAACGCAGGAGAGAGAAGAAAAAAAGCAAAUUCGUCAGCAUUUGAUCCAAAAACAACAAGACAUUCACAAAUUGAUAGAAUUCAGAAAAGCUAAAUAUGAAAAAAUUCAACAACUUUCCCAUGAGUGUGACAGAAUGGUAAGGAAUUACACGAAACAACAGGAAUAUAUUCAGAGAUUGAUUUCAGAGAAGAUACCUCGUCUCUCAGGGCCCUUUACUUCCAUUAUGGAAAUACUGGGAAGCAUCAUUGAGAAUGAAUGUAAUUUGGUGUCUAAAAUACCCAUUGAUUAUCUGAUACAUACGGAGUGUGGAGAAAAAAGAGUUUUGCGAAAAGAUCUCUCCAUAUUUGUGCAAGACCAUCUAGGCACUCCUCUAAAAGAGCUUACAAAGAGUUUGAACUUUUGUGACUUCAAGGCUAUUGAAUACCUACUUCCUCAUGUCAUGAACACGAAGAAAGAAUUAACCGCAUUAGAGAAUGAAAAAGCAAACAUGACUGAGCUUGUUUCUCACAUGCAAUCGUUCGAAGAACAACUUGGGGAGGAUGUCACGCAACAAAUUAUUCAAGACAACAAUGAACUGGAACAAACUCAAAAAGAGCACUGGCUUCCACUCAUCAAAAGAACAAGACAAGAGUGUGAACAUUUCAAGAGUGAGGUUGAGAAUGUACAUACUUUAUCUGAAGUGUGGCUGAACAAUCCAGUUGUUAAGGAAAUUGAUUGGAAAGAAAUAAUUUCCAUGAACAGUAAAAAAUAG
Molecule: messenger RNA, 1830 nt
Organism: Naegleria fowleri
Lineage: Eukaryota; Heterolobosea; Eutetramitea; Acrasida; Naegleriidae
Exons: 3
Coding region: 1-1830 (609 amino acids)
Biological process (GO): centrosome cycle; spindle assembly
Cellular component (GO): centrosome; HAUS complex
Source: RefSeq, a predicted model, not a curated record